AUGGCGACAGCUAACAACGCGAACGACGUGCCGCGCACCAAGUUCUUCCUGCGCGGCAAGGGCGGCAUCGAGUCCAUGUGGGGCCCGCCGUCCUCCAGCAAGGACGAGGUCAAGAUCGAGCGCGACGAGAACUUCGACGCUCCGGGCGCCGCGGACCUCAUGGAGUUCACGGAGGACGGCAAGCUCGUGGUGCUGGUGCGCACCGCCUCGGGCUUCACGGUGCGCGACGCGGACACCGGCGCCGUGGUGGUGGAGGCGGAGAACCCGGGCAUCCACGCGGUGGCCUGGUCGCCUCUGGGCUCGCAGCUACUGACCUGGCAGCGCCCCCAGAAGAACUCGGACCUCGGCAACCUCAUCGUGUGGGACGCUGCCACUGGCAAGGAGGUGGAACGCUUCAACCACAAGUCCUACACGCGCGACAAAUGGCCGCCGCUCCAGUGGUCCUCGGACGAGACGAUCUGCGCGCGCCAGAGCGCGAACGGCGUCGUGCUCUACAGUGGCCGCGACAUUGCGGCGGGCUCGAUUGGCCAGAUUAACCUCCCGAAUGUGGCGAACUUCAGCGUGGCUCCUGGCAGCGCUCCGUACAAGGUGGCUCUCUUUGUGCCGGAGAAGAAGGGCAAGCCUGCUAGCGUUAAGAUCUACCAGUUCCCAAGCAGCCUGGACACCCCCACGGCCACGAAGAGCUUCUACAAGGCUCAGGACGUGACGUUCAAGUGGUCUCCCACUGGCAGCGCGCUCAUUAUUGAAACGCGCACGGACAUUGAUACCUCAGGCAAGUCUUACUACGGCGAGACGGGCCUUUUCUUCCUGCAGAGCGACGGUGAGUAUGACUGUAUCGUGCCGCUGACGAAGGAGGGCACGGUGCACGACGUUGCGUGGGACCCCACGGGCCGCGGGUUCGUGGUGAUUGCUGGUACGAUGCCUGCUCAUGCGACCCUGUACGACAACAAGGCGCUUCCCGUGUUCGAGUUCGGCGCAGCGCCUCGUAACCACGUGAGCUGGAGCCCUCACGGACGCUUCCUGUGCCUUGCUGGAUUCGGCAACCUUCGCGGUGACAUGGACUUCUGGGAGCGCAACAAGCUGAAAAAGAUGGGCUCGGCGACUUCCAACUCGGCCACGACGUUUGCUUGGUCGCCUGACAGUCGCUACUUCGCUACGGCCACUACGUUCCCUCGUCUGCGUGUGGACAAUGGCUUCAAGGUCUUCCGCUACGAUGGCACUGGCCCCAUCCACCAGGAAGAGCGUGGCGAGCUCUACGAUCUCAAGUUCCGUCCGGCCGCGCAGGACGUGUACCCGAACCGACCUCAGUCUCCGCGUCGGAAGGGCGAGGAAGAGGGUUUCGGCUCAUCUUCAGCCCCGAAGGCAGCGCCGAAGCCGCAGGCUUACCGUCCGCCUAACUCGACUGGCGCCCUCGCUGCUAUGAUGCGCAAGGAGGAAGGUGGCUCUAGAAAGCUGGACCGCAACAAGUACGUGGCUCCCCGUAGCAGUGCCCCCACGGUUCCUGGUAUGGCUGCGCCCCGGUCAAUUCCUGGUAUGGGAGCUGCUGCUGCGCCCAAGAAGCUGAGCAAGAGCGCGCGCAAGAAGAAGGCCCAGGAAGCCGCGGAGGCGAGGGCUGCCGUCGAGGAGGCACUUGCGAAGGUCGCUGGUGCGGCACCUGCUGAGCAGGCUCCGGCUAAGCCGAGCCCGGCUGAGAUGACCCCCGAGGAGAAGGCCAAGAAGGUGAAGAGCCUGCUGAAGAAGCUCAAGCAGAUCGACACCAUCAAGGCAAAGAAGGAGGCCGGCGAUUCGCUCAACGACGAUCAGCUGGAGAAGCUCAAGACCGAGCAGGCUCUGCGUGAUGAGGUGGCCGAACUUUCCGCGUAA
This is a messenger RNA of Phytophthora sojae, 1863 nucleotides long. RefSeq lists its product as hypothetical. The record is from RefSeq and is a predicted model, not a curated record. The coding region runs from base 1 to 1863 and encodes 620 amino acids. The transcript is spliced from 4 exons. Gene Ontology annotation, molecular function: protein binding; translation initiation factor activity; mRNA binding. Gene Ontology annotation, cellular component: cytosolic small ribosomal subunit. Gene Ontology annotation, biological process: translational initiation. Lineage: Eukaryota; Oomycota; Peronosporomycetes; Peronosporales; Peronosporaceae.